GCAGGAUACACCAGUGUAUUAUGUCAGUGUAUUAUAUUCAUGUAGUGAAAAUAAUAAUGCAAAAUCUCUAAACAUUUAGUUGUUGUGCUUUGUAGAGGGAAAAUGACAGAACAGCAGGGAACCCCAGACCAGCUGCCUGCACACAAGGGCCAAGGAGGAGCCGGUGCAACAUAUAAGUUGGCGGUUUUUGAGUUUGAGAACUUUCGUGGGAAGAAGGUGGAGUUGUCGGGUGAAUGUAAAGACCUGUGGGAGAAGACACAGCAAGUUGGCUCAGUCAUCGUGGAGUCUGGACCGUGGGUUGGGUUUGAGCGUCCAGGUUUUGCAGGAGAGCAGUAUGUGUUGGAGAGAGGAGAGUAUCCUCGCUGGAGCACCUGGACCAACUGGAUCAACUGGCAGAGUACCUACAGCCUGAGCUCAUUCAGGCCCCUGAAAGUGGACAGUGCAGAUCACAUGCUGCACCUCUUUGAGAUGGCAGGCUUUGAAGGCAGAAAGAUGGAGAUAGUUGAUGAUGAUGUCCCGAGUCUGUGGGCGUAUGGUUUCCAGGACCGUGUGGCCAGUGCUAAGGUUGUCAGUGGAACGUGGGUGGGAUACAGGUAUCCAGGCUACAGAGGGAGCCAGUACGUGUUUGAGAAUGGAGACUUCAAGCACUGGAAUGAUUGGGGAGCCACUGCACCUCAAAUCCAGUCCGUCCGACGGGUGCGGGACAUGCAGUGGCAUAAGAAAGGGUGCUACAUUCCCCCUGCCCCUACGCCUCCCAACCCCAACCCUAACCCUAACCCCAAUCCCAACCCUAACCCAAACCCCAACCCCAACCCCAAUCCCGAUCCUAAACCCAAACCCAAUCCUAAUCCCAAUCCCAACCCCAAAUCACAAACACAACCCCAAUCUUAAUGCCACACCUCCCGCACCACCUACAGCAACUGGGGCAAGAUGAAGGCAGCGGGCCAGGAGCCAGUCUCA
This is a messenger RNA of Pleuronectes platessa (European plaice), 960 nucleotides long. RefSeq names its product beta-crystallin B3. Gene Ontology annotation, molecular function: structural constituent of eye lens. Gene Ontology annotation, biological process: visual perception; lens development in camera-type eye. The transcript is spliced from 5 exons. The record is from RefSeq and is a predicted model, not a curated record. The coding region runs from base 103 to 891 and encodes 262 amino acids. NCBI's taxonomy places the organism in Eukaryota, Metazoa, Chordata, Actinopteri, Pleuronectiformes, Pleuronectidae.